Molecule: messenger RNA, 720 nt
Organism: Coprinopsis cinerea okayama7#130
Lineage: Eukaryota; Fungi; Basidiomycota; Agaricomycetes; Agaricales; Psathyrellaceae
Exons: 6
Coding region: 1-720 (239 amino acids)
Source: RefSeq, a predicted model, not a curated record
AUGUUGGCGGCCCUUCUCCAAAAUGAUCCUUAUUUUCUAGCGUCCCAUUUCUUCAAAUACUCAUUCAGCUCCGACCUUCUCGGGUUCAUUGUCGAGGUGACGGGCCAGACUCUGGAGGCAUACUCGCAACAGAAUAUCUUCCAGUUCCUGGGAGUGAAUGUCACCUAUAGGCUGAACGAAGGGCUCGCUAGCAAGCUGGUAGACCUAAGCUUCUUCAACCUUGCGGGUGGUCCCAUUACACCCUGGAAUCCCGAAUGGCCCUUGAUCCAGCGUUAUCCCAAGCCUGUCGUCUUGGACCUUGGAGGAAUCGGGACAUAUUCCACUAUGGUCGACUAUCUGCAGAUUGUUCGGUAUCUGCUGCAAUUCAAAGUAUGUGGUCAAACACCCCCAAACGCAAUUUUGAAGCAAGACACCGUCAAGACCCUCUUCCAGGACAAACCCACGCCACUCGGGGCGUAUAGGCUUCGAGCAUUCCUGGGAGGGAGCAUGAAUUCCGACGAUCUCAGCCGGAGCACGGCCUGUGCAGUGGUUACUAAGGACUGGGAAAGCCGCAGGAAGGCUGGAUCAGCUUUGUGGGGAGGAUGGGCAGGAACAGGGUUCGUUAUCGACCCGCAGACGGGAAUCGCAUUCGUCUUCGGAAGUCAGAUUGUGCCGGCUUGGCCCACCCUCGAAAUAGCAGAGAAGGCAGAAAGGAUCAUUUAUGCGCAUCUUGAGGAUUGA